GUGAGUGUGUGUGUGUGUGUUUAAUGUAUUUCUCAUACAAAUAUAUUAUUGCCAUGUUAUACUGAUUUAUUUCUCGUCAUUAUGCGAACUAAUUUACAUUUUGUGAUGUUUAAUUCACAGUUCAUUUCUCUUUAGAAAGAGCUGGAGAUAAGCAUUAUAAUUCUGGUUAAAUAAUGAGGGUUCAUUUUUUUUUUUUUUUUUACAUACUUCUUCAUUCUCCCAGUUCACACAGACUUGAACAAUAGAAAUACGAACAUAUUUCCUAUCAUGAAUAUGAAAGACGGCAGAGCCAAUGAGAGUUUGUAAGGACACAUGUAGCACCGCCUCAGGUUCAGCUCAACCCUGUUCUGCAGGAUCUUCUUCAUCUGAAUCUCUUCAUCCUAAAUCCAGCGGAUCCAGGCCACAUACGAUAAACAGAGCAGAAGGAAAGAUUUUCUCUUUCUGAGAAGCCAAAAUCAAGCAGAAAGAAAAUGAAUGACAGAGUUCCUCUGUUUUCAGAUGAAGGUGCCAUCGAUUCAUUUGUUUCAGAAAGACAAUCUUCUGCGGUGCGACGACGGACACUAAAUCAGACACACCGACAUCACAACUACGAGCAUCAUGGGAGGACACAGCAAUCCACAGAAGACAGAAGAUCGGCUCCAUCUGAACUCAGGAUUGUGCUGCUGGGUAAAACUGGAUCAGGAAAGAGUUCAGCGGGAAACACCAUCCUGGGCAGAGAGUAUUUCAUCAAGGCUGUUUCUCCAGGAUCGGUUACUGAGACCUGUGAGAGAGGAGAAGCACAGAUUGGUGAGCGGAUCAUCUCAGUCGUCGACACGCCAGGCCUGUUUGAUACACGGAUGUCAGAGGGGGAAAUGAAGAGUGAAAUAGUGAAAUGUGUCUACACGUCUGCUCCUGGUCCUCAUGCGUUUCUGCUGCUCAUCAGACUGGGUGUGAGAUUCACAGAAGAGGAGAAAAACACAGUCAAAUGGAUUCAGGAGAACUUUGGAGAAGAAGCUACUCAAUACACCAUCCUUCUGUUCACUCACGCUGAUUAUCUCAAGGGAAGACCUUUAGAUCUGUACAUCACUGAAAGUGAAGAUCUCCAGGCUCUCGUAAAUAAGUGUGAGGGCAGAUAUCACCCAUUUAACAACGAAGACAUGAGGAACCGCGAUCAAGUCACAGAACUGCUGGAGAAGAUUGAGAUCAUGGUGGAGAAGAACGGAGGACAGCACUACACUAAUGAGAUGUACCAGGACGCUCAGAGAAAGAUACGCAAUAGAGCACAGUUCUGGGCUGAAAAACCUCGCUUUGUGCUGCUGGGUAAAACGAAAUCAGGAAAGACCAGCGUGGUAGAAACCUUCCUGGGCCAAAGGAGAUCUGACAGCAGAGAGCUAGAAGCUUUCGUGUGUGGAAAGAGGAUGAUAAUAAUUGACACUCCUGGAAUGAUUGAUGCACCAGAAGAGAAGAUGAAGGAAGAAAUCGAGAAGUUUGUCUUCAUGUCUGCUCCCGGUCCUCAUGUGUUUCUGCUGGUGAUCAAACUGGACACGAGAUUCACAGACGAGGAGAAUAACACCGAGAGAUGGAUUCGUAAGAACAUUGGAGAAGAUGCUUUAUGUCACACCAUCGUUCUGUUCACUCACGCCGAUCAUCUGACGGGGAAAACAUUAGAUGAAUAUAUCAGAGAGAGAAGCCUUCUCCAGUCGCUGGUUCAAGGCUGCGGUGGCAGAUUUCACUCAUUCAACAACGAGAAUAGAGAUGAUCACAAUCAGAUCUCAGAGCUGCUGGAGAAGAUCGAAAACAUUGCAGAGAGAAACCAGUGGAAGUUCUACACAAAUGAGAUGUUUAAAAACAUGAUUCAAAAAAAGAUCUUUAAUGAAAAACUAGAAAAAACCCUAAAUAAAGUCACAGCAGGAGCAGCACCAGCAAGUGUAGGAUUGAUAACAGCAGGUUUGCUAGCAGAGCCAGUCGUAGCACCAGCGCUAAUCAUUGCAGGAGUUGUGUUUGCGGUGGGAGCCGCUGGAGCCUUUGUCUGGAGAAAAUGUGGCAAAAAAUCUGUUUGUUGUGACAUUCUGGAUAGCAGGGAUUAAAGUUCUUCAAAUCCACUGAAAAAACAUCCACUGAAUGAAUUCUGCACUUCACUAAUUCUCUCAUAAUAGCCAUCGGAGUGCAGAUCUGAUAUAAGCAUCAGUACUGGAGCUGUGCAUUAGGUCUUAAAGUGACAGCAGCCUGAUAUACCUUUUAUUCUUAAAUGUUAGUGUUACAUGGGUAAACAAAAACAACAGAAAAUAUAACUACUUUAGUUUCUUAGUAGUUAAAUGAAGCAACAGUUAAAGUAAUAUAAAGUAGUCUGACAAAAAUGUUAGGUGUUAGAGUUAGAUGACAUGUGCAGUUAUUAGUAAGUGGCCAAAUUAACCUGACCUUAUGUUUAAUAUGUCUAAAGUUUUUCGGUGUGGUUUUUAUUUAUAUAAUUCAAAUCUGAUCUUUUAUUUAUGUUUUCACUGUGCUAUUGUCACGCACACCAGCUGGAGUGCCCUUGAUAGCCACCAGAGGGAGCUCCAUUCAAACUGUUGCUCCUCUGUCAUGGACUUCAUUCCCCACAAUCCUUUGCACAUACGCCUUGUCCAAGUCUUGCAGGUCUCAUUAUGUCAUUUCUAAGCCUCGUAUGCUGGUUUUGAUCAUCAGUCUGUUGUUCUGGACCCUGUCAUUAUCUGUCUGUGAAUGACCUUUGUCUGUUUUUGGACUACUUCUGUGGAUUAACCCUUCAAUAUAUUCUGUGUUUGGAUCCUCAACCUUUCGGUCUCUUUAUGUGUUUUUCAGUUUUAUAUUUUUAGUUAAAUGUUAGUGAUUUAUAAAGUUGUUAUUUGUACUCAAAUGUGAAUAAUAAACUGCAAAAGACAGCUUUUUAAACAUGAA
Molecule: messenger RNA, 2892 nt
Organism: Carassius gibelio (silver crucian carp)
Lineage: Eukaryota; Metazoa; Chordata; Actinopteri; Cypriniformes; Cyprinidae
Product: GTPase IMAP family member 9
Exons: 6
Coding region: 471-2066 (531 amino acids)
Molecular function (GO): GTP binding; protein binding
Source: RefSeq, a predicted model, not a curated record